AUGGUGGAGGACGAAAGAGUGAGCCUAAUUGUUGUUGCAUUGGCGGCAGUGAUGGUUCAACUAAGUCGAGCUUGUCUUCCAUGUGUGCGUUUCAAAAACGGUAAUGAAAGUUUGGAGGACGAAGAACAUGGAAGUCGGCCUCAAGUCGUCGAUGACCAAGUGUUGAAGUCCGUCAUUGAACUGGAUCCACGCCAAACCACUCGAGAACUGGCAACACAUUUUGGCUGCUCAAAAUCUACCAUCCAUGAACAUUUGCUGGCAAUUGGGAAGACGAACAGGUGCGGAAAAUGGGUGCCGCACCAGCUGAGCGACGCAAACAAGGCAGCACGAGUGGCAAUGGCCGGAAUUCUUCUUCGUCGCUUCAAGAACAGCGGUUUCUUCGACUCUGUUGUUACAUCAGAUGAGAAAUGA
This is a messenger RNA of Necator americanus (New World hookworm), 411 nucleotides long. RefSeq lists its product as uncharacterized. Gene Ontology annotation, biological process: replication fork processing; DNA integration; mitotic DNA integrity checkpoint signaling. Lineage: Eukaryota; Metazoa; Nematoda; Chromadorea; Rhabditida; Ancylostomatidae. The coding region runs from base 1 to 411 and encodes 136 amino acids. The transcript has 2 exons. Gene Ontology annotation, cellular component: condensed chromosome; site of double-strand break; nucleus. The record is from RefSeq and is a predicted model, not a curated record. Gene Ontology annotation, molecular function: single-stranded DNA endonuclease activity; histone H3K4 methyltransferase activity; DNA topoisomerase binding.